GGAGGUCAUGUGACUAGAAUAAUCAGGAAUCGUGACACUGUGACUUUGAGCUGGGUUCACACGUAGGCAACAGAAAAGGUUUGGUACGCAGUUAAAACUCGAGUCCACCAGUUGUGUGGGUGCCUGCCAGGGUUCUAGAUGGAACAGAACGGGAACCAGAACCUGCCUCCCACUACACUCUGUCGCACAGGCUGUGGUUUCUAUGGCAAUGCUGCUUUCGAUGGCAUGUGCUCCAAGUGCUACAAAGAUGCACUAAAGCGAAAACAGAACUCCUCCUCGCCUGUGAGUAGCGGUCGAGUCAGCCCCACAGGUGAGACCAACGACGUCUCCAGCAUGUCUGCCACAUUGGCUCAGACAUCUCUAGGUACAACAUCACCAGAUCCUCCAUCUUCCACGUCGCCACCCCCUGGCAGCACGCCCAGCACUACCAACACCACACCUAGCGUGGAGACGGCCACGCCCACUGUGCCUGUAGCCAGCGCCAGUCAGGAAAAGCAAGACACGGAGAAGACAGAAGAAGGAGCCACUGGGGGGGCCGAGGUGUCAGAUGACGGGAAGUCUGAAGAGAAAGACAAGAAGCCUAAGAAAAACAGAUGUCAUACUUGUAAGAAGAAGGUUGGACUAACAGGCUUUAUGUGUCGCUGUGGGGGGCUCUACUGCAGUCUACACCGAUAUUCAGACAAACACGACUGCAGUUUCGAUUACAAAGAAUUAGCACAACAGCAGAUCCGGAAGAAUAACCCAGUGGUCGUAGGCAAGAAGAUUCAGAAGAUAUAAGGGGCUGCCAAUAAGGAUAGUGAAGAGCAUUGGGAUUAGAAAAGUGGGAGUUUUUAAAAAAAUAUCAACAAUUACCAACACGAUUGAGUUCUACCACUAUCACUGCACUUGGUGACCUGGUAAACUCUGAUACAAUGAAACCCUCCUGUUAUUUUGCCUGUUAGUGCAACAAGCAUUGGUGCGUUUUUUUGUGCACACUUUCAGUGCAUUAUCUCAGUGCAGCCAGAAAAGACUGAAGGGCAUUAUGGGAUUUGCACCAACGGAUGAGUUUGCGACAAGUGGAUAUGGAUUGGUGGUUAAUUCCGAGCUUCAUCAUGGCUGAUUAUAAUAUGUUGAUCAUGAUACAGAUUUUCUUUCCUUAUUAUUAUUAUUUACAAUUGUGUGUAAUUUGAACUUAUGGUACACUACAUAUAUGUGCGUAUGUAAGUUUGUAUGUACGUUCGUUUCCGAAUCUUGGGCUUUUUCUAUUACCCCGGAUGCUCCUCAAUGUUUGUUUGUUUAUGGUGUUAUGACAAUGUACCCUCCAACUGACACAUUGAGCGCGCCUGUUAGUUGCAAUUAAGCGAGUGCUGUGGAUAUGUCUAUUAACAAUCACCUGAAUAGGAGCUUUACUUCGCCACUUUUGUAUGCUUAAAUAACCACAGUGAUUAUCCUAGGUUGAAGUCGUGGCAGAACGUGUAACACGAUUAAGCAGUAUUACCACAGGGAUAUAUACUGACCAGAGAUCAUACUUAACACUAGUGCCCACCUGAAAGUGUUGUACCACGUUUAAGGCAGCAGGGCCCCGAUCCUCAAAGCAAUCCUAGUGCUACGACAGUCAUAAGUCUAUGUUAUAGUAGGGGAGUUACAAUCAUCUUAGCGCUAUGAUUGCUUUGAGGAUUGGGGGCCCAGGUUUGCAAAGAAUAUACUGAACUAAAAAUCUUUGGGAUUUGGGAGAUGUUUUUAGGUAAUUGUGUCAUUUCAAACAUAUCCCCCAAUGUUUUCUGAUCCCUAAUGUUUUUGUUCAGUAUGUCAGGGUUUUAACUUCAGUUGUACUGUACAGGCGUGUGAUAUUCUUGGGGUAAGUUUGAUCUCUGUGCUUUGUGGUUUUUAUUAAAUAUGCCUAGGAUACGCAUUGUUUCCAGUAUAAGCGCGUAUUUAUCAAAUUUUUUAGGACUUUUUGAUUGUGUAUUAAUUGAUUACCUCCACAAUUCUGCUUUGUAAAUUGACAACUAGCCAAAUGUCACCUCAAUCACGUAUUCUAGUGAUUGAAGCCUUUAUGCUGAUGGUGGAGUAUUGAACCUAUAUUUGUUAUUGUGUUCUGGGUUUUAGUUUGGUUCAAGGUAGAGGUACAUAUUGAUGAUUUGCUACCAUUUUGAAGUCUAAAAUGUAUAUUAGCUAUAUAAUUGAUUUGAAACCAGAAUAUGUAUCCUCUAGUCUUAAUGAUGAUUGCUUUUGAUUAUAAACCGUAUCAGUAACUGUUGCCAUGGUAACUUACCCUGGUUACGCUUUACCUCAUUUCGUGGGACAAUUCUGAGCCCUUGGCAAAAUAACCUUAGCUCUGGGACCUUAUAUUUCAUAAAUCAAUUAUCAGGACUAUUAUUAUCCCAGUGUUUCGGUUAUUUUGUAAGGGGCUGCCACUUCAUUGCGUUUCAAGUCACUUAGAAUCCGGUUUAUGGACUGUAAGCUCCUUACCUCCAACUCUCCACUCUACGGCAGUGUGUAUCUUGAUUACCACAUCCUUUCACAAUGUACAGAUUUCAGCCACUGGAUUUCUUGAGCAUGAAAUAUUAUUUUCUUCUAUGCAGAAUAGUUAGAAAGUUCUGUUCAAUAUUUGCCAUGAAUACGGUAUAUGUAAUAAUGCGUCAGAAAUUUGAAAAAAAAUAUUAAUAUAUAAUAAAAAAAAAUUGUCAGUGCUUUCUUCAUAAAGCAAGAAGCAUUUAUGAGUAUUAAAACAUGAAAUAUA
Molecule: messenger RNA, 2722 nt
Organism: Haliotis rubra (blacklip abalone)
Lineage: Eukaryota; Metazoa; Mollusca; Gastropoda; Lepetellida; Haliotidae
Product: AN1-type zinc finger protein 6-like
Molecular function (GO): zinc ion binding; DNA binding
Source: RefSeq, a predicted model, not a curated record